Messenger RNA from Adineta ricciae, 1419 nucleotides. NCBI's taxonomy places the organism in Eukaryota, Metazoa, Rotifera, Eurotatoria, Adinetida, Adinetidae. The record is from the annotation of a GenBank genome assembly.
AUGGAGUUCCGCAGUAUUUUAAUUGAUAUAUCGAAUCAAUUGUCUGAUGCUAAUCGUCAUGCAUUCCAUUUUGCACUUGGAAAAGUAAUUCCACGAAAAUGCCGAGAUGAUUGUACACCGGAUGGCACUCUGCGUUUACUUGAUUGUCUUUUCGAACGAGGUUUUAUUGCUGACGAUAAUUUCGAUAAUUUAAUCAACAUUUUCGAACAAAUUCAAUGUUUUGACAUCGUCGAGCAACUCAAUGAAUACAGAUCCCGUUUGAUACACACGUCAAUUGCUGAGCCAGUUUCACCGAGCUGUACGGACGAUGGUAUACAAAGUUCGAUAGCUUACUCUCAUAGUAUGUCUGUGAAUGGUUCACCGUCUUCAGACGAACUAGUAGCUGAAUUACUAUGUGGAAACAUACAAUCUAGAACGAUAGCAUUGCCUAAGGAAACGUAUACAGUUAAUGAACGGAAAAUAAAGAAACGUUUUUCAAUCGUUCGAUCAAUACUCUACUCAAAAUCAAAUCAACUGUAUAUGAAAUUAAUCAUUAUUUUUAUCCUAUCAAUGAUUCUCCUAUUAUUAUCUUUUUGUGCGAUAAGACAUCUAAGAAAAUCAAAUUUCGAAGAACAAUCCUCAUUGCGUCAACACGAGUUCGUUUAUACGAUGAAGGAAGGUUCACCGUAUGGAAAUAAACUUUUCUGGACAAACAGAUCAUUCGAUGAUGCGAGAGAUCUUCUAUUAUCUUAUACCGAUUGCUGUAUCGGUAUUCGAUUAGAAUGGACAAAUAUUUCCUUAAAAUCGGUACGAUUCCUAUAUUCGAAUAAUCAAUCAUCCCAUUUAGCCAUACCCGAAGAAAGGCUGUUCUCUGACACGUUUAUGUUACAAUCGAACGAGAAUAUUAAUAAAAUUAAUAUGUAUACAAACAAUGGUACGAUCGUAGGAAUACAAUUGUGCACCACAGAUGGAAGAAAAAGCAGUGUAUUUGGUUCUACCAAUGGACAUUUUCUUACUGAAUCGUUUGAAAAUUAUACAUUUAGUUAUGCUACGGGAAAACAACACAACGACCAAAUAGUAAUGUUACAGUUUCAUUGGAUGAAACGAACUUCUUCGAAGGAAAAGAUAAUAACAGAAGCUCGAAAUAUGCGAGAAAUCUGCGAAUUUAUUUUUCUCAGCAAUAAAACUGCCGAUCGCACAAUCGUUUAUGCCCAGGGUAUUGAAUCAUCAUGGUACGAUUUGAAACGAAAACUUCAUCGAGAAGGUGAUGCAUAUGACAUGGCAGCAUCUUAUUAUCAAAAGACUCGACAAAAAGAUCGUGGACCCGAGUUAUUUGCUAUUAUCAAUAGCGACACAGUUUUCUACCAUCAUAACAAUCAAUGGCACAUGUAUAACAGUGCAAGAAAUGUUAGUUGUAGUAUUCGACCUUGGUCGGACUAG